UGGCCUUGAACUUGAAAUCCUCCUACCUCAGCCUACAAAGUUGCUUGGAAUACCAGGUGUACACCACCAUGCCUGGCAAGAACAAAUUCUUCAAAGAAAACAAAUUGACACUGUAGUAAACCCUAGCCUUUCUUCUAGCUGGUGAUGGCCUUCUGGUCUUGAGUUUUGUCAUCUCAGCCAUUCUAACCCACAUCCACAACUCCAGAGGUUUCUUUGUCCACAAAGACAAUCCCCUCCACACCCAGACCCACAGCAUCUGGAUUUCAAAGACCAGAAAACUCAUAUAACCAUUUAUUGGUGAGUGGACAUUUGUCCUUUCCAACUUUCAGUUGUUCAAAGGAAGUUCAUUUAAAAAAACUACAGCAUCCAUUGCCACAAAACUGAGCCUAUUUUCUUACCCUUUAUGUAAAUGGAUUUGAACUUGAGUCCUUUCCAAGAAAGGACUGUUUGCAAACUUAAACAAAUGUGCACAAAUAUCUGUAUAACUUCUCAAUUUUGCCAAACUACUGAAAACAACCUCAGUGCAGUUUUUAAAGUGUCCAGGUGCUGCAAGAAAUCAGGCCUGUGCUGAAGUUACUCAGCAAGGCAACUUCUGCAGAAGGAUGUGCUACAGAACAGUGAACAGUCUGGCAAGCAAGCCUGUGUAGGCAGGUAGUCUGUCUGCUUUUAUCCAUAUCAGCACUGCACUUGCUCUGAUAGUUCAGGGUUACAAUCUAUGUGAUUGGCUCUGAGGAGGGCAAAGGGAAGGGCUACGGUUAAAAUGGCUAGACUGGAUACAGGUUGGGAAUCUCAAACUAGCUCUGAUUGAAUCUUAAUAUCCCACUUUUACACUUAAGCCUAAAUACUAUGUUCUGAAUAUAGACCACCAGACUUUCUAUUUCUUAGGAGUGCAGAGCCAAGCUGUUUAACUAGUGAGGGAAGGGUCUUUUUUGAAGGGUCCACUCCUGGAGGACUCUCCCAACAAUUAUUUUUUGUAAAAUAUUAGAAAAAGUCCAGGGAGUUUGAAAAAAAGAUCAGAAAAUAAAAAUGGUUUACCAAGUGAGGUUGUGUAUGUCUGAAUUCCAAUUACUCAGUAGGCUGAGGCAGGAGGAUCACAAGUUGGAAGCCACCUAGACUAAUUGGUGAGAUUUCUGUCUCAAAAAAAUAAAAACGAAUAGAGAUGUAGCCCCGUGGUAGAGUGCCUCUGGUUUCAAUCUAGUUUCCAAAAACAUAAUUUUAGUGGUUUUUAGCAUAUUUACCAAGGUGUGCAACCAUCACCAUUAUCUAAUUCUGAACCAUCUUCACCACCCCAAGAAGAAACCCAUGCCCAUUAGCAGUCACUACCCUGUUCCCUGCACCUUUCCUGCCCCUGGCAACUAUUAAUAGUCUCUUCCAUGGAUUUGCCUAUUAUGGACGUUUCGCAUAAAUGGAAUCACGUGGCCUUUCCUGACUGGCUUCUUGGCAAAAUGCUUUAAAGGAUGCUUUAGAAGAAUGUGUGUCUCUUCCCAAGCUGUCCCCUUAUUCUGGAUGGGUGGUAGAUCACAUCCUACCGUACAAACAAGAGAACCCCGUUCCCUCAGAGGCUUUACUUUCAUCUGGAUCUGCUUCUGCCUUAGACCAACCCUCAGUAGUUCCCAAAUCUCCAGUUGGAAGCUCUGCCCUCUCAACAGCAUUGCCUGCAACACCAAAUGGAGCCCAGAGCAAACAGGAGUCUCAACAUACAGAAUCUAUGGCACUUCAGUCCUCUCGUGGAAUUAGAGUGGAAGGAUGCAUCCGAAUGUAUGAACUGGUCCACAGAAUGAAAGGAACAGAAGGCUUAAGGCAGUGGCAGGAGGAGCAGGAAAGGAAAGUACGAGCUCUCUCAGAGAUGGCGUCUGAACAGCUGAAGCGAUUUGAUGAGCUGAAGGAACUGAAGCAGCAUAAAGAAUUUCAGGAUUUAAGGGAAGUGAUAGAGAAGAGUACCAGAGAAGCCCUGGGCCACCAGGAGAAGCUGAAAGCUGAGCAUCGUCACAGAGCCAAGAUUCUCAACCUGAAACUGCGAGAGGCAGAGCAGCAGCGCUUGAAGCAAGCAGAGCAGGAACGACUGCGGAGAGAGGAAGGCCAGGUUCGCCUGCGGAGCCUCUAUACCCUGCAGGAGGAGGUACUGCAGCUCAACCAGCAGCUGGACACCUCCGAACAGCACAAGGACCUGCUGAAGGUGGACCUGGCUGCCUUCCGGACCCGAGGCAACCAGCUGUGCAGUCUCGUCUCUGGGAUCAUUCGGACCACUUCAGAGAGUGGCUAUCCCACAGCAGAGAACCAAGCUGAAGCCGAGAGAGCCCUGCAGGAAAUGCGGGACCUCCUCAGGAACUUGGGGCAGGAGAUCACCAGAGCCUGUGAAGACAAGAAGAGGCAGGAUGAGGAGGAGGCCCAGGCCAAGCUGCAAGCCUCACAGACACAUCAGGGGCCAGGGCCCCACACACAGUCCCAAGUCCCCACCCAGGGCCCAGGAGGGACACGGAAUGAAGACCUCCAGGUGAAGGUCCAGGACAGCACGAUGCAGUGGUACCAGCAGCUGCAGGAUGCUUCUGCCCAGUGUGUGUUGGCCUUUGAAGGUCUGACCAGCAGCAAGGAUAGUCAGGCCAAAAAGAUAAAGAUGGACUUGCAGAAGGCUGCCACCAUCCCUGUGAGCCAAAUCUCCACCAUUGCAGGUUCUAAGCUGAAGGAGGUCUUUGACAAGAUCCACAGCCUGCUUUCUGGAAAGCCUGUUCAAUCUGGUGGGCGCUCUGUAUCUGUCACACUUAACCCACAGGGCUUGGACUUCGUUCAGUAUAAACUGGCAGAGAAAUUUGUGAAACAAGGGGAAGAGGAGGUGGCCUCUCAUCAUGAAGCAGCAUUCCCCAUCGCAGUUGUGGCAUCUGGGAUCUGGGCGCUCCACCCCAGAGUGGGGGACCUCAUCCUUGCUCAUCUACACAAGAAGUGUCCUUACUCUGUUCCUUUCUAUCCAGCUUUCAAGGAGGGGAUGGCUUUGGAAGACUAUCAGCGGAUGCUCGGCUACCAAGUGAAGGAUUCCAAGGUGGAACAGCAGGACAACUUUCUAAAACGCAUGUCUGGGAUGAUUCGUCUCUAUGCUGCCAUCAUCCAGCUCCGGUGGCCGUAUGGAAACCAACAAGAAAUUCACCCUCAUGGCUUAAAUCAUGGCUGGCGCUGGUUGGCCCAGAUCUUAAACAUGGAACCUCUGUCAGAUGUGACAGCCACUCUCCUCUUUGACUUCUUGGAGGUGUGUGGGAAUGCCCUCAUGAAGCAGUACCAAGUCCAGUUCUGGAAGAUGAUACUACUCAUCAAGGAGGAUUAUUUCCCAAGAAUUGAAGCCAUCACAAGCUCAGGACAGAUGGGUUCUUUCAUACGCCUCAAGCAGUUCUUGGAGAAAUGUUUGCAACGCAAAGAGAUUCCUGUCCCCAAGGGCUUUCUGACUUCCUCCUUCUGGCGUUCCUGAUGUUACUCCCAUCACCCAAUAUCACCACUAUAUUGUGAAGAGGCAAGAAUAAAGCAACUGAAGAUAGUUGUUUUGGGAAGAAGUCAUGUUAAAUUUAGAAAUUUGUCAGUGUGUGUUUUUACAUAUUUGACCAUGUGACUAGGAGAGAAGAUUUUCACAAAAUCUUGGUAAUUCCUUUACAGGUUUGGUAACUCAUUAAGGCAUCCACAUGCUGGAUUAAAUAGAGCUGGCUUUUCUGUUUUUUGUAAAAUUUGUGAGCAGAGGUGUUUAGUACUUGGUCUCAUUCCUUUGUCUCUGAGUGUCUUUCAGAAAGUUGGUGAUACAUUAGCCAUUUUACUCUGAACUAGUCUGAGCCCACCAUUUCACCCCUUCCCCACCCCUGUUCAGACAAAUUCCCAGAAAGAGAUUCGUAAGAUACCAUUCAAAGUAUCAUUAAAUGGUUAAAGCCAAAUCCUUACAUGCAUGUCUGGGUUAUGAUGGUUUUGCCUUUCUCAGCUUGUGAAGCAUUUCUAAAUGCAGAGGAGACGAGUGAUAUGUAGUUAAAUAAAGACAUUUGGGAGGAAUUAUAAUUUUUUUCAUGUUCCAAGUAAUGAAUGAUGAUUAAUUUGCCGACUGAAGCCACUGCAAAAAUCCAGAAUUUGAAUGUUCAGAUAAAAAUUGCAAUUUGUUUUAUGGAAAGACUCAUUCUCUAUUAUACUGCAGAGGCAGCAGCCAAAGAUCUGUCCCUCUACGCUUAGUGCUUUGUGGGCAUAUGUAUUCACUGGUACCCAAGUAGCUUGAAGUGACCCAUUCUAUGAAUCCUGACUGCAGUGCCAAAAAAUAAGUAAUAAAGCUUGAUUUUUUUUAAUAUCCA
Ictidomys tridecemlineatus (thirteen-lined ground squirrel) is the source of this 4307-nucleotide messenger RNA. Lineage: Eukaryota; Metazoa; Chordata; Mammalia; Rodentia; Sciuridae. The record is from RefSeq and is a predicted model, not a curated record.